Plasmopara halstedii is the source of this 408-nucleotide messenger RNA. RefSeq lists its product as uncharacterized. The record is from RefSeq and is a predicted model, not a curated record. The transcript is spliced from 5 exons. The coding region runs from base 1 to 408 and encodes 135 amino acids. Lineage: Eukaryota; Oomycota; Peronosporomycetes; Peronosporales; Peronosporaceae.
AUGCUAAAUAUACGUCCGUGGCUCUUAAACAAAAUCCAUCGAUUUUCUUCAAAGAUAAUUCUUCUGUACAUAGACGAUUUACUUGGUCCGUUGUCGAAGGGUUCCCACAGUCUCUUCUCACCGACUAAGCUGAUUCUACAGUGGCCUCCGCCUUUAGCCGCUCGUGUAUAUUUUUCUGUUUUUGAAGCGAGCGCAGUGAGACUUGGUGAUAAAUUAAUCAUGUUGGAGAACUCUUUCAGGUAUAUCGAAAUCAAGAUACAAGUACAAAGCCAGCGAAAGCCAUCUGACCCAUCUGACGUGAGCGCCAGACGGUUUUCCAACCUGUGCGUCCUAGCGGCCUCAAGCUGGAAAGAAACCACUUUUUUCUUAAAGUCUCUUUUUCAGCAUAAGAAACGUUGUCAUUCGUAA